Molecule: messenger RNA, 4246 nt
Organism: Anopheles funestus (African malaria mosquito)
Lineage: Eukaryota; Metazoa; Arthropoda; Insecta; Diptera; Culicidae
Gene: mtRNApol
Product: DNA-directed RNA polymerase, mitochondrial
Exons: 7
Coding region: 112-4176 (1354 amino acids)
Biological process (GO): mitochondrial transcription
Cellular component (GO): mitochondrial DNA-directed RNA polymerase complex
Molecular function (GO): protein binding; DNA-directed RNA polymerase activity; mitochondrial promoter sequence-specific DNA binding
Source: RefSeq, a predicted model, not a curated record
ACCGAGGCCAGACUCCGUUGACAGUUGCUUUGUUUACAUUCUUUUCGUUGGUCUCGUGCGCGCCCCGAUGGUUGCGAUCGGCGACGGAAUUUGUGAUUUUGCGUUAUAAAAAUGUUUCGAAUGCUUAAUUUGAGAAGUUUAGCACAGAAUAAGAACAAAUUUCUCGCUCAUAAAAGUGGAAUUGUGCGCGUAGACUCUACCAGCAGUGUAGUGUUCUGCCCGUUCCGAAAAGUGUCCCAUUUAUGUAACCGGGAGCGAGUGCACGAUCUACUUAUAGCACGAGGCAAUGCAUCGGUGAACAUAAAACGCGUUCAUUCGACCACACCGUCAGCAGAAAUUUUAUCGAGCAUCGGAGGAAAGAAAACAAAACGUAGGCGUUCGAAUGAAAACAAAUUUACCGAGCUGCUUGCAGUGAAAGAUGGCGAUACCAAAGAAACGAAAACAACGGUGCAGAAGUUGAAGUCGAAAAAGCUGGCCAACUUCAUUCACGAUCAGAUCGCUUUCGAGGCAUGUUCACACAGCACACCCAUUUCGUCUUCCAUCACAAAUACCGAUGAGCUACCUCAAUCGAGUAAAGCUGCCAGUGGGCCGGCUCUACCCGUCGAUAUGUCACACUGGAACUUUGAGGAAACUCCCGUGAUCUACAUUGGUGGUGAAAUGAAGGAAACAGACAUAUCGCCCGACGUACUAUCGGAGAUAAUCGAAAGUGUUCAGGUACUGAAGGAAAUACACCACAACCGGGCACUACGCGUAAGUGGUGUAGUGUUGGCGCCACACGACGAAUUAGAUCCGGCACUCGCGGAAGAGGUGGGACUGCUAGAAUCGGAAUCGAUACUCCCGGAGGAAGCGGAUCUCGCUUUCGAAGAGCCGAUUGAUCUAGCUACCACCAUUCAUGGAGCUGGCAGUGGUAAGAAGACGAAACGUGGCGGUAAACAGCCACAUCCGCUGCUGGAUGGUACGGAGAAGAGUAAAAAGUUUUGCUCCAAGUAUUACAAAACGUCCGAGAUCGAGUUUCUUGCCCGACAGCGUAGUUUCCAGUUGACGCUAAACGCCUAUCUGGACAUCUGCAUCACAACGGGGAUGGUAAAUCGGGCGUACGCUACCACGCUCAACUAUCGCCACAAGCGCAAACGGCGAGAGUUUGACGUGGGCACGUACAAUCAGUUGAUCCAUGCGUACGCUGGAAAGGGUAAUUUGUCACGCGUGAAGGACAUUGUGCGAGUGAUGCGCGAAGAUUCCAUCACGCCGAACGCACAAAUGUACGCCGGAAUACUCGAAUGUUUGGGUCGUCUGGAACCGACCGCCGAGGUGCUUAAGCAGGCGAAACAGUACCUACACGAAGCCAGCACGGUUGGGUAUAGUAUGAACGACAUUCUUGAUCAGAGCAAAUUUACGCACGAUCAGCAAGACGUGGUGCUGUCACUGUUCCGUCGACUAGUACCGAAUUAUGUGCCCGAAUAUCGGCCACCAGUUUUGACUUACAAUAAUCAUCUGCUGGAGGCACUGAAUGCGAACGUAUUUCCGGUUGGAAGCAAACUACCCGCUGAAGAAACAUGUUGGCCCGGGUCAGAAAUUAUGAUACCAAAAGCAGGCUUUACCAGGGAAGAAUUGCAACAGAUGGCACAGAAACAGGUGGACCUAGAGCUGAGCGGUUAUUUAACGGUGAAAAGCAUCGAAAAGUUUCCUGCCCCAACGGAGCAAGUAAUGCAGUAUCGCAAAGAAUUGGACGAGUUGAAAAAAGUGUGGUCCAAACAGAUAGCGAUGGCUUUCCAUCGGGACUUUAACACACUGAAAGCGGCCACGGAAACCAAAUCAUCACGAACGAUCAAUUUGUUCCCGUAUCUAAAAGCACUCUCGGUGCAACAGUUUACGGAAAUCCUGCUCGAGGAGGUGCAGAUGCUGCUGGAAGGGUCCGACACGUUUAGCUUCGUAAUAUCGCAACUUCAUCGCGAGCUCGGACGUAAGGUCGAGUCCCGGUACCUCGUUGAACAGAAGCGCAUGAACGGAGUGCUAGGGAAAACGUGUGAGAUUUACGACCAAUACGCUUCGGCCCUGGCGGACGGCCGGUCGAGUGAUAAUCCACGCCAGCUUUGGCAACGUUUAGUGCACGAAAUGCGCUGCACGGGUCCGAGCAUGGAUAUACAGAGCGUCGCGUGGCCCAAGGCGGCCGUGCUCGGUGUGGGCAAGUUCCUGUACAACAUUCUGCGGUGUGAUCUAAAGAUAAACGUAAAUGCAACGAACAAAACCAACCGCAAGGUAAAGCUUGUGCCGGCCUUUUACACACUGUUUCGCUACGAGGCAAAGAUGGCAAAGGAACAGAUAAAACCGCAUCCGGUGCUGAUGAAGCUGUACCGCAAAUCGCAACCGGACACGCUAAAGUUCGACGUAAAUCUAGUCCCGAUGCUAUGUCCACCGCAACCGUGGAGUACGCCGCGCAAUGGAGGUUACAUUUUGGCCGAAUCGGACCUUAUACGGCUGCCACAUCAGGCACACCAGCAGACGGAGCGUAUAGACGAUGCCGACCCGCAGGAUAUGUAUCCAACGCUCGACGCUCUGAACCAGCUUGCCAGCAUACCGUGGGUUGUGAACGGACAAAUUUUAGAUGUAAUCGUGCAGGUGUUCAAUAACGGUGGCAAUGCAAAGCUGGACGUACCGGAACCACCUUCCUCACUGCCACCCGUUGUGGAGACGGUGCCGAGAAGUGAAAUGAGCGGGUACGAAAAGUAUCAUCUGCUGCGGAAGCGGCUCUACCAUCGACGCAAACAGGGCGACAUGUAUAGCUUGUGGUGCGAUGCACUUUACCGUCUCUCGUUGGCCAGCUACUAUCGGGAUAAGGUGUUCUGGUUGCCACAAAACAUUGACUUCCGUGGACGGGUUUAUCCGAUACCGCCACACUUGAACCAUCUCGGACAUGAUCUUGCCCGCUGUCUGUUGGUGUUUCAGCAGAAGAAACCACUCGGUCCGGAUGGGUUCCGAUGGUUGAAGCUGCACUGCAUCAAUCUAACCGGGUUGAAGAAGCGUGAAUCGGUCGAGGAGAGGGUACGGUAUGCGGACGAAAUUAUGGAUGAUAUACUGGAUUCGGCCGACCAACCACUAACGGGCAGGAUGUGGUGGAGCAAUUCGGAUGAACCUUGGCAAACGCUUGCGUGCUGUAUGGAGAUUGCCAAGGUGCACAGAUGUCCCGAUCCGGAAAAGUUUGAAAGUGGAUUUCCAAUCCACCAGGAUGGAUCGUGUAACGGUUUGCAGCACUAUGCCGCGCUGGGCCGUGACACACCCGGUGCAGUAAGUGUGAACCUAGCGCCCGCCGAUGUACCCCAAGAUGUGUACAGUGCGGUCGCAGCACUGGUCGAGGAAAACCGUGCCAAAGAUGCACAGAACAACGUGAAGGUGGCUGCCGUGCUGGAGGGUUUCAUACGGCGCAAGGUGAUCAAACAAACUGUGAUGACGACGGUGUACGGUGUGACACGGUACGGUGCCCGGAAGCAGAUUGCCCGCCAGCUCGAAUACAUUGACGAGUUCCCGAAGGAAUGGAUCUGGCCGGCAUCGAGCUACCUGACGGUGAAAACGUUCGAUGCGCUCAGUGAAAUGUUUACCUCGGCCAAGGAAAUACAGGACUGGUUUACGGACUGUGCCCGACUGAUAUCGGCCGUUUGUGCCCAGAACGUGGAGUGGGUUACGCCGCUUGGGCUGCCGGUAGUGCAACCGUACAACCGGGCGGAUCGAUACAUCACUUCCAGCAAGUCGGUUCAGCUGCCGGAACAUUUUGCGAUGGAUUCGUACGAGAAGCCGAACAUAAUGAAGCAGAAGAAUGCGUUCCCGCCCAACUUUGUGCAUUCGCUUGAUUCUAGCCAUAUGAUGCUGACGUCACUGUACUGUGAGCGGGCCGGGUUAACGUUUAUUUCGGUGCACGAUUGCUACUGGACACAUGCCUGCACUGUACCCACUAUGAACAGGAUUUGUCGCGAACAGUUUGUUGCUCUGCAUUCCGAACCGAUACUGGAAGAUUUGUCCCGGUUUUUGGUGCAAAAAUACAGCUACGAUGAAAAUGAAAUUAGCAACGAUGGUUCGGUAAUUGAUCUCACCAAGCGCAAACUGAACCGCAUCCUGCAGCAGUGUCCGGAUAAGGGUGAUUUCGAUCUACGCAAAGUGCUUGAUUCGGUGUAUUUCUUCAGCUAGAAAGUAAAACCAUUUGCGAAAAAGUUUACACCAAACGAGAAGGAUUGGUCUAGUCAUGCUGGAUCCAAAA